Molecule: messenger RNA, 638 nt
Organism: Eruca vesicaria subsp. sativa (arugula)
Lineage: Eukaryota; Viridiplantae; Streptophyta; Magnoliopsida; Brassicales; Brassicaceae
Source: the annotation of a GenBank genome assembly
AAGGAUCAUAACGACGGAGAUCUGAAAAGUGAAAACGGAGAGAUGGCGAUCAAAGCGGGAAAGGUUCUCAGAACGGCGUCGUCUGCCUCUAGGAAGUUCUUAGCAUCACAGCCGUCUCCUCCAGCCGUAUCAUCGCUGGAUCAAGCCACACCGCGAGGUGUGACUCCAUCUUCCGCUGUAGGAGCAUUUCUUGGUAUUCACGACGUUCCUCGCUCCACCACCGAUAUGUUGAUCUCAAAGUACAUCAGACUCUCCCAGAACCGUUUGACGAAGAAGGGUGAUUUCACAGAGGAGAAGCUAAUGACAAUGUUGUCUGGUAAUAUCGGGAUCAGUGAGACUGUCAAGUUACUUGAUGGUCGGAAAACUAGCGCUGACUUUUCUUCUCUAAAGUCAACCAACAUCCCAUCCAUUGCCAAGCCCAAGAAAAAGAAAUAAAAUUCCUCUGUUUUCUUUCACUUUUUUUAACGAAUCAUAUAAAGCUUCAAGCUUUUGCAUUUCUACUCUUGCAAGUUUGUUUCUUUUUGAGUUUCAAACUAGUUGCUGAACAUAUUUAUUUAUUAUGGAUUCACUCAGAACACAGUUUUUGGUUGUUGUUAUCAACUGUCUCAAAACAUGAAUGAGUAAUAACAUUUGAGAAG